GUAUAAUUUAUUGUUGAUGCUUAAUUUAGUAAUUUAUUUCGGCUGUAAAAUACUCAAGACACGUAUUGGUAUUUACACAACGAUAUUUCUAUAUGAAAAUUUGAUAAUAAUUUUUAUUAGCGAUACUUGGUCGCUCAUUUACUGUUAGACUGUUAAACAAAACGGUUUAAUUGAAUCUGUAGUUUGGAAAUUAAUAAAUAUGGACAGUAACACGGGGAUUCAAAUAAUAGCUUCCAAAGAACCAAAACCAAGGCAGUUUGAAGAUGCGUUGGCACUCACAGGUUUUGGAAAAUUCAAUUACCUUCUUCUGGUCGUGAGUGGAUGCGUAUUAGUAUGUGUUUUGAUGGAAACUCUUGGAAUGAGUUUUGUCGUUCCUUCAGCACAAUGUGAUCUGGAAUUAACAACAAAACAAAAAGGAAUAUUAAGCGCUAUAGCUUUUAUAGGUAUUAUAAGCAGUUCACAUUUAUGGGGAUUUUUAGCCGAUACGAGAGGGAGGCGGAAAGUGAUUAUGCCUACACUUCUUCUUGCAUUUUUUUGUACCUUGGCAUCUAGUUUUGUAAAUUCAGUUUGGCUGUUUAUUUUGCUGCGAUAUUUCAAUGGAUUUUUCGUAUCUGGAGGAAGUGCAACAAUAUAUGCAUAUUUAGGAGAAUUUCAUAAUCCUAGGCAUCGCAGCAGGGCUAUUAUGGGAGCGUCAAGCAUCUUCGGAUUUGCGUGUCUUGCAUUACCGACGGUUGCAUGGUUAAUUAUAAAUCAGAAAUGGUCAUUCUAUAUUGACUUUUUGGGAUAUACAUACAAGCCCUGGAGGUUGUAUAUGGUUGCAUGUGGUUUGCCAUCACUGCUUUGUUGUUUUGCUUUGUGGAAAUUACCAGAAAGUCCCAAAUUUUUGAUGAAUCAGGGAAGAAACGAAGAAGCUCGUCAAAUUAUUGCCAAAAUGUAUAGAAUUAAUACUGGUAAACCAGAAAGUGAAUUCCCCGUAUCAUCAAUCUUAGAUGAAUAUCCAGGAGUGGAUGGUGAAAAUACAAAUAAAACAAAGAAAUCAUUUUUAAGAACUGUAUGGGAUCAAACUGCUCCGCUGUUUAUGGGUGAGCACAUGAAAAAAACACUCAUUGCAUGUACUCUGCAAUUCGGAAUAUUUGCCACAUCUAACGGCAUGUACAUGUGGUUUCCCGAUAUCAUAAGUAAAAUGACAGAAUUUCAAAACGCUCAUCCAGGAGUACCAAGUACAAUAUGCUACGUUGUCCAAAAUUCAUCAAUGCUUAGGGCGGACGACUUCAUUGAUACUACGAAUAGUACGACCGAGUGUAAAGACACAAUGGAAGAACAGGCAUUUAUGCAUUCUUUAAUGUUGGAAGCUGGAUAUGCGAUUGGAUUUCCCAUAAUAGGUGCUAUUAUUAACUCUGUGGGAAAGCUUCCAAUUCUUGUAUUCGUGAUGGUCUCAUGCGGGAUUUGUGGAAUAAUUUGUGCAUUUAUUGAACAUUUAACAAUAGCAUCAUAUUUAUAUUUGUGGUUGCUGGUUUGCGGAAUUGCUGUGACAGUGGUAAACGCGGCAUUAGUAGAUCUGUACCCUACACAACUCAGGGCAAUGGCAGUAUGUAUAUCUUUAAUGAUGGGUCGAUUAGGAAGUGUUGUUGGAAGCAAUGUUGUAGGAAUAAUUCUAGAUUAUAAUUGCGAUUUAACAUUUUUAAUAUCAGGAACAUCUCUGAUAGCAUGUGGAGUGAUUGCAUUCUUUAUACCGAACAUUUAUCAGAAGCAAGUGGAUAGAAGAACGAGCAUUGCUUCAUAUGGACCAUAACCAUAUUUCCGUCGUGUGUUGUGAAAUGCAAUUAUACUUUGAGAAAGUAUUAUCAAUUACAAAGAAAAUUCAGAAGUUGCUACUGAAUCAUUUUCUAAAACAUCGACAUGAAAAUUAAUAACUCUUUAUUGUUAUUAGAUUCGAUGUAAGAUAUAUGUACAUACUCAUAGGUAAAAAAUGUUAAUGCCGUCAAUGUUCAAAAUUAUAAAGAGAAUAAAUAAAUACUUAAAAUAUA
Ctenocephalides felis (cat flea) is the source of this 2027-nucleotide messenger RNA. Its product is annotated as synaptic vesicle glycoprotein 2B-like. Bases 200 to 1792 code for a protein of 530 amino acids. Gene Ontology annotation, biological process: transmembrane transport. The record is from RefSeq and is a predicted model, not a curated record. NCBI's taxonomy places the organism in Eukaryota, Metazoa, Arthropoda, Insecta, Siphonaptera, Pulicidae. Gene Ontology annotation, cellular component: membrane. Gene Ontology annotation, molecular function: transmembrane transporter activity. The transcript is spliced from 12 exons.